Messenger RNA from Paramecium tetraurelia, 2013 nucleotides. RefSeq lists its product as uncharacterized. The record is from RefSeq and is a predicted model, not a curated record. Gene Ontology annotation, molecular function: cysteine-type peptidase activity. The transcript has 5 exons. NCBI's taxonomy places the organism in Eukaryota, Ciliophora, Oligohymenophorea, Peniculida, Parameciidae. Gene Ontology annotation, biological process: proteolysis.
AUGAAUAAAAAAUCACCAUAGAAGCCAAAACAAUAAUAUUCAGAAGAUCAAUUUGAGCAGAAAUUAAAAGAAAAAUAUGGAUAGAAUAUUAUUUAUAAGAAUCCAAUUAGUUACACCUAAAUGAAAGAUUUCAAUUUUCGAAAUCCUUCUUAUGGAGUAACAGUAGAAUACAAUUUCUUACAAAAAAUCCAAGACUAAGGCCUUUUGGAAAGUUCAUAACUUUAAUUUUUCAUGAAUGUAUUCAAAAAAGCAUACCAAGAUGUUAAAUUAGCUGCAGCUUCUUGUUACUUUUUUAGUGACUUGAUUGUAACAUAAGAAUAAGCGAUAUAACCUUAAUAGUAGCCUAUAAUUUUUAAGUUGGAUUGGAAAAGGCCUACUGUUCAAGACACACCUUAGGAGUAAAAUAAAAUUCAGGAACCUCCUAAACCAACUAUUGAAAAAGAUUUGUCAUCUACCUAAAAUUAUUAAUUACAAAAUAAAUAGAAUAGUCAGGAAAUUUAGAAGCUUUCAAAGAACGAUAAUAAUCCAUCCGAAAUAGAAUAAAGUAAAUAAUAAAAAAAAAACACUUCAAAGAAAGAUGCUGAAAUACAAUCACCUAAGCAUCAAAACUAAUAGCCUCUUAAUUCUUAAGAAACUUAAAGUAAACCUUCAGGGCAAUAGCAUCCUCGUUCUGAGAUAAUAUAAUCUAAACCGCAAUAAGAUCCUAAAUCUUAAGAAGUAUUAAGUCAAACUCAACAGCAAGAUUUUCAUCAUAGUAAUAGGAAAUAUAAAUAACCUGAUAAUAAAUAACAUACUUAAGAAAAAGCAUUUCAAUCUUAAAUUUAAGAUCCUCAUAAUGAUUAAACAGAAUUAGUAAAUCCUCCAAUGUAUUAGCUUAAUAAUACUUAAGAAAUAUAAAUUGCCUCUAUAAAGUAAUAAUCCACUAUUUCUGAAGAAACAUAAAGCAACUCUCAAAAAUAUUCAAAAGAAUCUUAACAAUUUGUAGAUGUAUAAAAAGACUUCUAAUAGUAAGAACACCAUUAACUAAAUUAAAUCAAAAAUUAGCAUGAUGAAAUAAAUGAUAAAUCUUUGUAAUCAAAUUAGAGUAAUCAAAAAUAAUAAGUAAUAGGAUAAGUAAAUCAGCAAACAUAAUAAACUGGUACAUCGAAUCAAAAACCAACAAAUCAUACAUCUCAGAUAAAUACUUCAUCUAAAGAUUCAACAUAAAAAAAACCAUAAAAUGAUUCAACUGCAUACAAAUCUAAAGAAUAAAAUCAAAAUUGGCAAGUAACUUAGGAUCAAUAACAUUUAAAUCAAGUUGCAGCCAAUUAGGAUAAUUCCCGAGUUAAAGCUGACCAAAAUAAAUAAGCAUUUUAAUAAAAUUAAAAAGAAGUACCAGAAAGUCAGCCUCUAAAUUAAGAACCUGCAUAAAAAACCUACCAUUUUCAAUUUACUAGUUAAGCUAUAGAAUAAAAACCCUAAAAAGAAAUACUUUCGAUGCCACAACUUGGUCCAUUAAUAAAAUAAUUUGCAGAAAAUAAUAAUUUAUCAGAAAAUCAAUUAAAAAACUAAGAUUAUUGGUUUUUCCCAAUAAAUUAAUAAUAAACUCAUUGGGUUAGUGCAGUAGUGCAAUUCAACCCAAAAAAGAUCUAUUACUUUGAUUCUUAUUAUGAAAAAAUUGAUCCUUUAAUCAAAAAAGGGAUACAUUAAAUAUUAGAAUACUGUAAUUUUAACUCAAAUGAUUUUGAAAUUAUCCCAUACUAUAAUCGAUAAGAAAAUUGUUACGAUUGCGGCAUAUUUCUGUUGCUUUCUCUCCUGUAUACUUUAAGAAGAAAAGAAUAUAACUACAAUUAAAUAUUGAUAAAUAAUUGGCUGUUAUUGGAGCUUAAGUAGAGAUAGAAAAAGACUUUAUGGAAGAAUUAAUUAGCUGAAGCUCAACCUUUAACAAUAUUUAUUAUAUUUUAAUUAUAUUUAAAAAUUAAUCCUAUUACGAAUGAAAAAGGAAGCUAAUCAUAAACCUUAACUCAAACUUGA